UUUUUUGGGGAGGCCGGCGAAGCGAUAUAUAGCUUCCGACCGGUCAAGUUCCGCAAGCGUCGGCGCCUUCUUCUUCUUCUUCUUCUCAGCGCCGUCGUCCUCCUCAAGGCUCAAGCAGCGGCAGAAGUCUCUCUAUGCCGGGACCGUCUCCACGCCAGAAACCCUAAACCCGAUCGUUCGCCAUUGCCGAUUCGCUCUCUCUCUCUCUCUCUCUCUCUCUCUCUCUCUCUCGCUCUCGCUCGGAGGAAGCGGUCGGGAGCGAACAAGAUGGAAGGAGGAGGUAUCGCGGAGGAGGAGGAGCGGCGGCAGGCGGCGAAGAACAGACCGAAGAGGCGGAACCGCCAGGAUUUCGCUCCCUUCGGCAACUACAGACACUACUACGGCUAUCGCGUAAGUGAGGAAUUGGAUGAAGAUCCGCGGUUGAAAGUGUUGAAGGAGGAGUGGUUCGAAGGCAAGGAUUGUCUCGACAUCGGCUGCAACAAUGGGCUUGUCACUAUCCACGUUGCAAAAAAGUUUUGCUGCCAGAGCAUUUUGGGAAUUGACAUCGACUCAAACCGAAUUGAGGAUGCUAAUUGGAUCCUCAGGAAAACUGUAAGAAUGCAAUCUGCUGGUAAGAGCCAUUCAAAGACUUUGCAAUCAGGGGCUGAAGAGAGACCAGUUGAUGAUGCCCAAGACCUUAGCAUGUCAAAAGAUGGGGAAACAAGGAAAAGUACAAAGAACCAGUCUCUUUCAGAGAAGACAGAUCUCUUUGAGAUUGUGUCUUUCCGGCGGGAAAAUUUUGUUCUAGCUCGGGCUGAUGCUCAUGAAAGUUAUGAUACCAUUCUUUGUUUGAGCGUGACGAAGUGGAUUCAUCUGAAUUGGGGUGAUGAGGGGCUAAUUACUUUGUUUUCAAAGGUCUGGCAACUUCUUCGACAGGGUGGCAUUUUUAUCUUGGAGCCUCAACCUUGGCGUUCAUAUGAAAAAAAUCGUCUGGUGUCCGAGACAACAGCCGCGAAUUAUGACAAGAUCAUGUAUCCACCGGAGGAUUUUCAGGACAUACUUCUUGAUAAGAUAGGCUUUAGGACGGUAGAGGACCUUACCUCCGGUUUGUCAGGGACCAAUGCCGGAUUCAAUAGACCAGUAUUGGCAUUCCGGAAAUAACUGAACGGGGAAAGCUGCAAUUUUGCACUGAAGUUUGGUACUCGCGGCAAAGUCCAUCUCAUGGGGAAGAUG
Molecule: messenger RNA, 1212 nt
Organism: Syzygium oleosum
Lineage: Eukaryota; Viridiplantae; Streptophyta; Magnoliopsida; Myrtales; Myrtaceae
Product: probable RNA methyltransferase At5g51130
Exons: 8
Coding region: 268-1140 (290 amino acids)
Biological process (GO): snRNA modification
Molecular function (GO): RNA methyltransferase activity; O-methyltransferase activity; snRNA binding
Source: RefSeq, a predicted model, not a curated record